Messenger RNA from Hirsutella rhossiliensis, 1200 nucleotides. Its product is annotated as beta-lactamase domain-containing protein. The transcript has 4 exons. The coding region runs from base 1 to 1200 and encodes 399 amino acids. Lineage: Eukaryota; Fungi; Ascomycota; Sordariomycetes; Hypocreales; Ophiocordycipitaceae. The record is from RefSeq and is a predicted model, not a curated record.
AUGGACGGUCUCGACGCCAUUCUGCAAGCGCACGUCGCCGAGGGCCACGACACGACCGGCAAGCUCCUGGGCGCCGCCUUUGCAGUAGUCAACAAGCAUGGCAUCGUCUACUCGGGCGCCGCGGGACGCAUCGACUUCGACCCUGCCGCCCGCAUCUUCGCCGGCGACUCCUUCACCUGGGUCGCCUCCCUGACCAAGCUCGUCACCACGACCUGCCUCAUGCAGCUCGUCGAGCGCGGCGCCAUCGGCCUCGAUGACGACGUGCGUCCGCGUGUGCCCGAGCUGGCCAAGUUGCAGAUUCUGCGCGGGUUUGAUGCCGACGAUGCGCCGAUUCUCGAGGACAACGUCAAGCCUGUCACCCUGCGCAUGCUUCUUACCCAUACGCUUGGCCUCGGCUACGAUCUUGCCGACCCGGACCUCGUCAAGUGGUCCAAAAAGGUCGGCCGCGCUGCGAACAACCUCGAGUGGAGCAGGCAAGGCUUCUUCACGCCGCUCAAAUUCGAGCCUGGGGACGGCUGGUACUACGGCACCGCGCUCGACUGGGCCGGUUUUGUCCUUGAGCAAGUCACCGGUCAAGGCCUGGGGCAGUACAUGCAGCAACAUGUCUUGGAUCCCUUGGGACUCCACGACACUGGCUUCUGGCCGGAAAGGCUCCCCCAGACCAAGCCGCGAACCGUUGCCUUCUCGUACCGCGAUCUCGCCACCUCGACCCUCCGGCCAGGGAAGCAGCUGCCACCCGUGGAGCAUCAAGUGGAAAGCGGCGGCGCCGGCCUCUUCACCACGGCCGAUGACUAUGCGCGCUUUCUCCACGGCCUGCUCCAAGGCAAGCUCUUGAGCGAGGCGACGAUGAGGGAAAUGUUCACCCCGCAGCUCAACGAGAAGCAAAGCAACAUGUUGGAGUUUGUUUGCUACCACCUGGGCGUCCAGGACGGGUUUGCGCCCGAGUUCCCCGCCGGGCUUGCCCUCAACCACGGCAUCGGAGGCGUCAUCAACACGGAAGACGUGCCGGGCAAGAGGCGCAAGGGCAGCAUGAUGUGGAGCGGCAUGUGCAACAGCCACUGGUGGAUUGAUGGCGAGACCGGUAUUGCGGCAGUUCUGGUGGUGAAUGUUCUGGACCACGGCGAUGCAGUCGUUGUGAGCUUGUUCGACGAGCUGGAGAGGGCCGUAUACGCUCCAUCAGGGCUCCAGGGAAUGCCAUGA